AUGUCUUCUACUUCUGACGAAAGGAAAACUAUUCUGAUUGUUGGAGCUGGUCUAGGUGGUUUAGCUCUUGCUCAAUUAUUACAACAAGAAUUUUCUUCUUCUAUUCAAGUAAUUGUAUUUGAACGUGAUGCUGGCGAAAAUGUUCGUGAUCAAGGUUACUUUAUCACGAUUAACCAAAUGGGAACAGAUGUUCUCAAACGUAUUGCAACAGUUAAUGAUGUUUUUUCUCAUCCAUCAACUAUGUCUUAUAGUCAAUAUCAAUUGAAACUUGCAAAUAAAUCUAUGAAUGUCAUACUUGAAUCGACUUCAGAUGAAAUGAAUAUAAUUAAUCGAGGACUUUUACGACGAAGUCUUCUUAAAAAUAUUGAUGUUCAAUGGAAUAAACGAUUUGUUUCAUAUAAAAUUCUCGAUGAUGGUGUUGAAGUGUACUUUGAAGAUGGAUCAAGAGUACAAGGUACACUACUUGUUGGUUGUGAUGGAGCUAAAUCACUUGUAAGAACUCAACUUAUACCAGAUCUACAAGGAAAUUAUGCAGGAGUUAUUCAUGUAGCAGGUACUAUUGAACAUAAUGAAGAAUUAAGACAAAUUAAACAGUUAGUAUCGAAUAGCCUUGUACAAGUAUAUGGUGAUCAAGGAUAUUCAUUGUUCUUGGUUUCUACUGGACAGUUAUGGCUUUGGUCUCUUUCAUGGCCAAGUGCAGAUAGAAUCGAAACAGAAAUUUCAUUAACACAGUUACUUGAUAAAGUUCGUACUAAUUUUGCUAAUGAAGAAUUUGUUCGUUUAAUACAAUUAUCUUCAUCAAUAUGUCUCAAUACACUACCUAUUUAUUCUUUUCCACCUUUAAAAGUUAAUCCAUUUCAAAAUAAUUCUCGAGUAACAUUACUUGGUGAUGCUGCUCAUUUAAUGACUCCUCAUCGUGGAAUGGGUGCAAAUACAGCUUUCGCUGAUGCAUUCGAUCUUAUUGAUGUCAUACGUUCUGGCCAUACUAAAUCUUCUCUUGCGAAUUAUGAAGAGAAAAUGUUUAAGCGUGGGUUUCAAGCCGUUCGAGAUUCACUUGAAACUACUCGUAUAACACAUAUGUUAGGUGUACCAGCUCGAAUACGUGACUAUAUUAUUUGGUUUUUACACUAUUCUAUAGCAUUAAAAAAUUUAAUAUCGAUGCCAUUUUCUUGGUAUUGGCAAGAAAAAACUAAGAAUUGA
Rotaria sp. Silwood1 is the source of this 1200-nucleotide messenger RNA. The record is from the annotation of a GenBank genome assembly. NCBI's taxonomy places the organism in Eukaryota, Metazoa, Rotifera, Eurotatoria, Philodinida, Philodinidae.